AUGGCGCAAAAAGUGGUUGUCAAGCUCUUUACUAUGAACGAUGAGAAGACAAAGCAGAAAGCCAUCGAAGCCGUUGCAGAUGUUUAUGGAGUUGAUUCCAUAGCAGCGGAUCUGAAGGAGCAAAAGCUGACUGUGAUAGGUGACAUGGACUCCAUGGCUGUAGCAAAGAAGCUGAAGAAAAUUGGAAAAGUGGACAUAGUAUCGGUUGGCCCAGCUAAAGCAGAAAAGAAGGAAAAUAAAAAGGAGGAGAAUAAAGAUGGUGACAAGAAAUAG
Syzygium oleosum is the source of this 273-nucleotide messenger RNA. RefSeq names its product heavy metal-associated isoprenylated plant protein 39-like. NCBI's taxonomy places the organism in Eukaryota, Viridiplantae, Streptophyta, Magnoliopsida, Myrtales, Myrtaceae. Gene Ontology annotation, molecular function: metal ion binding. The record is from RefSeq and is a predicted model, not a curated record. The transcript has 3 exons. The coding region runs from base 1 to 273 and encodes 90 amino acids.